AGAUAUAUAUAAUACACAUCGCAGAGACCCACCUUCUUUAUUUCAGAGGAAAAAAAAAAGAACUGAGCAUCAUAGAAAAAGUACAAUGGGAUCCUUGGUUAAUGUGAAAGAAGCCACAGUCAUUACUCCUUCCGACCAAACACCUUAUACUGUUCUGUCUCUCUCCGCCUUAGAUUCUCAGCUUUUCCUCCGAUUCACCAUCGAGUACCUCCUCGUUUACUCACCCGUUUUCGACCCGGUUUCUCUCUCGGAUCGUCUCAAGUCAGCACUCUCUCGCUCCCUAGUUCCUUACUUCCCUUUCUCCGGCCGCGUACGCGAGAGACCCGGCGGCGGAGGUCUCGAGGUUAACUGCCGUGGCCAAGGUGCUCUGUUUCUCGAAGCUGUAACUGACCACCUCACGUGCCUUGACUUUCAGAAACCUCCCCGGCACAUGACUAGCUGGAGAAAGCUUCUCUCCCUAAACGUCAUCGAUGUCCUCGCUGGUGCUCCACCUCUCGUCGUCCAGCUCACUUGGCUCAGAGACGGCGGCGCCGCGUUAGCCCUCGGCGUUAACCACUGCGUCUCCGACGGUAUCGGAAGCGCGCAGUUUCUCACCCUCUUCGCCGAGUUAUCUAGAGACUCGCUGAGUCAGACCGAAUCAAAACGGAAACACUUGUGGGAUCGCCACUUGCUCAACCCGUCUCCGGUUCGUAACUCAUUAAACCAUCCCGAGUUUAACCGAGUUCCCGAUCUAUGCGGGUUCGUUAACCGGUUCAACGCCGAGCGACUCGUUCCGACAUCGGUCGUGUUUGUAAAACAGAGACUCACCGAGCUAAAGAAACUCGCGAGUCGACUCGGCGAGUCCAUUACAUCGUUCGAGGUGCUCUCUGCGCAUGUAUGGCGGAGCUGGGCUAGGUCGCUGAACUUGCCAUCGAACCAAAGCCUCAAGCUUUUGUUCAGCAUCAACGUCAGAGACCGAGUCAAACCGAGUCUACCAACCGGGUUCUACGGGAACGCCUUCGUCGUCGGAUGCGCGCAAACCACCGUGAAAGAUCUGACGGAGAAAGGGCUAAGCCACGCGACGAUGCUCGUGAAGCAAGCGAAGGAGCGAGUCGGAGACGAUUACGUCAGAUCGGUGGUGGAAGCCGUGAGCGAGGCGAAAGCUUGUCCCGACUCUGUCGGAGUCUUGAUACUGUCGCAGUGGUCUCGUCUCGGUUUAGAACGGCUUGACUUCGGUUUUGGUAAACCGGUUCAUGUGGGAUCGGUUUGCUGUGACCGUUACUGUUUGUUACUUCCGGUUCCUGAACAAAGUGAUGCCGUUAAAGUGAUGGUCGCCGUUCCGUCAAGUGCCGUUGACUCCUACGAGAAUCUUGUGAUGAGCCCUGACGCUUAAUAAUAGUUAGAGAAAAAUAAAUGAGGAAAUUAUCCUACCGUUGACUUGUAUUAUAUUGAGUUUUGACUUUAUAAAUCAUUUUUAGUUUU
Molecule: messenger RNA, 1461 nt
Organism: Raphanus sativus (radish)
Lineage: Eukaryota; Viridiplantae; Streptophyta; Magnoliopsida; Brassicales; Brassicaceae
Product: alcohol acyltransferase 9-like
Exons: 1
Coding region: 86-1372 (428 amino acids)
Molecular function (GO): acyltransferase activity, transferring groups other than amino-acyl groups
Source: RefSeq, a predicted model, not a curated record